AUGGAAGGUGUAGAUUUAAAUAUUUCAAUAUAUAAUAAUUCUGGUGAUGAUCGUUCAGAUUAUAAUGAAGAAGUUGUUGCGCGUGAUGUUGAGGAAGAUGUUGCAGCGGCAGAAUUAUCGUUAAAUUCACAUGUGGUAGAAGAAAUCGAUGAUGUUGAUCAUGUUUCCUCAGCAAUUGUUGUUAGUCAUGAUAGUUCAUUGGUUGGAAUCGAUGAUCGUGUCCCUGAAUCUUUGGAAGUUGUUGAUGCAUAA
This is a messenger RNA of Oldenlandia corymbosa var. corymbosa, 252 nucleotides long. NCBI's taxonomy places the organism in Eukaryota, Viridiplantae, Streptophyta, Magnoliopsida, Gentianales, Rubiaceae. The record is from the annotation of a GenBank genome assembly.